Hydra vulgaris (swiftwater hydra) is the source of this 1454-nucleotide messenger RNA. RefSeq names its product carboxypeptidase B. Lineage: Eukaryota; Metazoa; Cnidaria; Hydrozoa; Anthoathecata; Hydridae. Gene Ontology annotation, biological process: proteolysis. The record is from RefSeq and is a predicted model, not a curated record. Gene Ontology annotation, molecular function: zinc ion binding; metallocarboxypeptidase activity.
AUUAAUAAAAAGUAUUCGAUGAAAGAAAUCAAAAGCCAUAAUGAUACUUUUUAUAAAUUUUUUUACUACGCUCCUAGUUUCAGUAAACAUUAUUGAUGUAUUUGGAAACAAUGUAUUUACUCGACCAUUAGAGCCAGUCGAUAACCGGUUUAACAGAUAUGUUUCAGAAAAAGCCUACGAAGACUAUCAAAUAUUAUCCAUGAAACUAUCGAACAAAAAACAACUUGAUAGAGCUUUAGCUUUAGAGUCAACCUUAAAUGUUUCGAUUGAUUUCUGGAGUGUUGAUAAAAAUGCUGAUCACUAUACGGUAAAAGGCUUCAUUAAAAAAAAAGAUCUAAAAACCAUAGAGACGUUUCUGAAAAAAAAUCGAAUGGAGUACGUAGUGAGUGAGCAUAAUUUGGAUGAAUUGAUACGUCAUGAAAACGAGAAAAGCUCUAACUAUCAGUUUAACCAAGUUACAGGAUUUGAUUAUUCAAGAUAUCAUAACUAUUUUGAGAUUGUCGAUGAAAUGAAAAGCUUGGUAAAGAGUUUCUCAACAAUUGCAUCAAUUAUCAACCUUGGAAAAACCUAUGAAAAUAGAGAUAUGCUUGCCGUUAAAAUUGCUGUGAAACAAAGUCCUAAUCGAAAAACAUUUUUCUUCAUGUGUGGUCUACAUGCAAGAGAAUGGGUAACAACUGCAACUUGUAUAUAUAUGAUUAAAGAGAUGUUGAACGGCUAUAAAAAAGAUGCAAACAUAGCUGCCAUGCUUAACAAAAUGGAUUGGGUAAUUUUACCUGUUGCUAAUGUUGAUGGAUAUGUUUACUCAUGGAAAGAUGCUAGCACUAGGUUGUGGAGAAAAACUAGAAAACCAACAAAUUAUCAGUGCACUGGUGCAGAUCCUAAUCGUAAUUUUGAUUUCCAAUGGGGAAGAGUUGGAACAUCAAAUGACCCAUGCUCAGACAUAUAUCCUGGCUCCAAACCUUGGUCUGAGAAAUGUGUUUUUAAUAUUGCUCAAUAUCUUCGAAACAAUAGAAACACUUUAUCUGGCUUUAUCGAUAUUCACGCAUACAGUCAACUUUGGAUGACACCAUGGGGUUACACCACAGAGUUACCAAAAGAUUAUAAAGAACAGAUGAGAGUUGCUUCAGCUGCUGCUAAGGCUUUAUAUAACAAGCACGGAACAGUUUUCAAAGUUGGACCAUCUUCUGUCAUUAUAUAUCCAACAAGUGGGGCAAGCGAUGACUGGGCAUACGGAGCAUUGGGAUUAAAAUAUUCGUACGGCCUUGAACUUAGAGAUAAAGGUCAAUACGGCUUUAUUCUUCCGGCUUCACAAAUAAUUCCAACAGCAGAAGAAACUUUAGAAUCAUUCAAAGUAAUGGCCAGCGAAAUAGUUUUGUAGAAUGAAAAAGAACUUAAAAAAUAAAAAUACUAUCCAAAUCAAUACUUUAUGUUCAAAUAUAAAGUAAAAAAACUAA